AUGCUCCUGAACACCACCAUCCCUCUGUCGGUGAACUUCGACAGCCCGGAGGACUUCCUCAUCUUCAUCUUCCACAUCCUGUUCGCGACGAGCGCCGUGCUGGUCGCCGGCUCGGUGGCCGUCGGGAUCCUGUCCACGCGGUCCCUGCGAGGCCAGAACCGCUUCAUGUUCAUGCUGAACACGAGCAUCAGUGACACCCUGACCGGCCUCUCGGUCUACUACCUGGGCCUCUUCGACGUCCAAGAGGGCUACCCCUCCAGAAACGGCACCUUCUACAUUUUACCUUCAUUUCUAGGUGUUAAUGUGUUAACUUUCCUCUUUGCUCAGUUUGACCGCUAUUUUGCUGUGUGCCACCCAUUCUUUUACAACCGCUACGUCACAAGGUCUGCUGUCUUUGCUAUUUGCGCGUUUUGUUGGAUUUACACAUACUCCAUCCUCACCGUGCAGAACAUGGUGCCUAUCUCAAAGGCGGCUCAGAUCAACGCCUUUGGUGUCAUGACUCUACAGAUUAUAGUACUGGUAAAAGUGACCAUGACAGUUAAAUUGUACAUCAUAGCCAGGAGUCAUCUGGUGAGGGAGGGCCCCAGCGCAGACAGGGAGUCGCUGCGCAUCAUCGUGUUUGUGGUCAUUAGUUUCUUGGCUCUGUGGUGUCCUUCCUUCGUCAACAUCAUCGUCAGACAGCUGACUAGAAAGGGGCUGAGGUCCAGAAACGAAGCCACGAACUUGUUCGCCACCAUGGCGCGCCUGAACGCACUGGUGACCCCGGCCGUGUACAUCUGGGGCAGCCCGGCGCUGCGGGCCGCCGUGUGGACGGCGGUGUGGCGGAGGGUCUGCCCCGGCCGCAGGCCCGGGGGGAGUCUCAACCCUGCCUUUUCAUGA
This is a messenger RNA of Cololabis saira (Pacific saury), 879 nucleotides long. RefSeq names its product C5a anaphylatoxin chemotactic receptor 1-like. Gene Ontology annotation, molecular function: G protein-coupled receptor activity. Gene Ontology annotation, cellular component: membrane. The transcript has a single exon. The record is from RefSeq and is a predicted model, not a curated record. Gene Ontology annotation, biological process: G protein-coupled receptor signaling pathway. Lineage: Eukaryota; Metazoa; Chordata; Actinopteri; Beloniformes; Belonidae. The coding region runs from base 1 to 879 and encodes 292 amino acids.